Messenger RNA from Tarenaya hassleriana, 2235 nucleotides. Its product is annotated as lactation elevated protein 1. Gene Ontology annotation, molecular function: ATP hydrolysis activity; ATP binding. The transcript is spliced from 14 exons. Lineage: Eukaryota; Viridiplantae; Streptophyta; Magnoliopsida; Brassicales; Cleomaceae. Bases 240 to 2003 code for a protein of 587 amino acids. Gene Ontology annotation, cellular component: cytoplasm; mitochondrion. The record is from RefSeq and is a predicted model, not a curated record.
GGGCAUGAACUCACCCAAAUCUCUGUCUUCAAUUCUUACUCUCCAUGGUCAUAAACUUCCUCCAAUCAUUGACAAGCAGACAAGCGUCUCAUAUUCCGCCACGUGGCGGCCAUAGAAAAUGCCACAUCGACGCCUACUCAUAAAAGCCCCCAUUUAUCUUUUUCUCUUCUUCCCGGAACAUAGCAAAACGGUGAUCCGGAGCUCGACGGCGGAAGGAAAGAAAAGAAUUGGAAUAAAUUAUGCGAAAGGUUUCGCAGAUAUCUGGUAUUCUCCGUCUAGGAUUUUCUCAGAGAAGACCCUCUUGUGGAUACAAUCUCUUCAUCCGUUCGUAUUGCGGCUCUGAUCCUUCCAAACCAUCGGGUCCAUUGGCGCACUACAGUAAACUGGUGCAGCAAGGGAGGCUGCGACAUGACCCGUACCAAGAAAAAGUGGCUGUUGCAUUGGAGAAUCUGCUGGGAAGAUUGGAGCAGUUUGAGAAAGACAUGGAAGAAUAUCAUGUGAAGUUAGCUGAGUGGGAGAAGAGAAGGGAGGAAGAGAGACGAAGGCUUCUGGUGGAAGAAGCUGAGAAGAAGCAAGAGGAUGGUAUGUGGGCAUCAGUGAACAAACAGGGUAAAAUGCUUUUGGGUAGAUGGGUUUUAGGGAGGAGACAGAUGAAUGUAGAACCUGGCGUGGGUAAGUGGGUUUCGUACCUCAACCGAGAGAGAAGAUUGGACUCGCUUGUCGGUUCUCGUCCCAGUCCACCUUCUGCUCCUAAAGGAUUAUAUAUCUAUGGAAAUGUAGGGACCGGGAAGACAAUGGUGAUGGAUAUGUUUUAUGGUGCGACUGAUGGGAUCAUCAAACAUCGCCAAAGGUUUCACUUUCACAAGGCUAUGCUGAAAAUUAACGAGCAAAUGCAUAAGUUCUGGGAAGAAAACAAGGCAGAAAAAACCCUGCAAACCAGCAUAUCGAGCUGGAUAUUGAACCUUCCUGUCGAUACAAAAGUUAAGGAAUGGUUAGCUGCUGAAGAAAGGUAUAAGCAGGAAAUUCAAAUGAAACAUAUUCUUCCCGCUGUGGCGGAUAAGUUUCUCGUCAAUCAACAAGCAAGUGAAAAGGGAGCGAGCCUCUUAUGUUUUGAUGAGAUACAGACUGUUGAUGUCUUUGCUAUUGUGGCCUUAUCUGGAAUCAUGAGCAGAUUGUUGACUACUGGAACUGUUCUUGUUGCCACCAGUAACCGAGCACCGAGGGACUUAAAUCAGGAUGGAAUGCAGAAGGAGAUUUUUGACAAAUUUAUCACGAAGUUGGAGAAGCAUUGUGAGAUAAUCCCAAUAGGAAGUGAAGUAGAUUACCGCCGACUCGCAGCAGAAAAAUCCGUCGAGAAAGUUCACUACUUCUGGCCUUCGGGGGGCACUGCUCUGCAGGAGUUCGAGAAAAUGUGGACUCAGAUCACUGACCAAUCCGGCGGAAAAAUCACUUCUGCAAUUAUCCCGGUGAUGUUUGGGAGAGUGAUGAAGGUACCUGAAAGCUGUAAUGGGGUGGGACGGUUCACAUUCGAGUAUCUGUGCGGUCGCCCGGUCGGUGCAGCUGAUUAUAUUGCCGUCGCCGAAAACUAUCAUACCGUCUUCAUAUCUGACAUUCCUGUCAUGAGCAUGAAAAUACGUGACAAGGCACGUAGGUUCAUUACCCUCGUUGACGAGCUAUACAACCACCAUUGUCGCCUUGUUUGUUCCGCGGAAGCAUCUAUAGACGAACUGUUCCAAGGAACCGAAGAGGGUACCCUCUUUGAUCUGGAAAGUUUCCAGUUUGAAACCGAGACAGAAGAUUCGAGACUGAGGCGAGACGUGCUAGCGGAAGGUAGCGUAAGCGCAGCUGGUGCACCAUCUUCCAUUGUUUCGAUGCUUUCGGGCGAAGAAGAGAUUUUUGCAUUCGCCCGAGCUGCGUCGCGGUUGAUGGAGAUGCAGACUCCAAUGUACAUUGAAGGAGUUCGUUUGUCGCAUGCUUACUUCCAACACCAAAAGCCACAAUAAACGACAAAUACAAAAGGGUCACAACAGUGAUGCUCUUAUUCAUCAAACUCUUCUUCAUAUGAUUUCACUUUCCUUGCAAAUAUGAUUCCGUCUUUGCUUUACAUCCCAUUGAUUCAUUGGGAAUCUUAGUAUUUAUAUUCUUCAUCAUCAUGAACAAUAAUGAUGCUCUUGCAUCGGCUAAGUGACAGUUUCAAGAAAGAGAAUCCUUGAACUUUUCUUUUCCUCCAUAGCA